This is a messenger RNA of Fonsecaea erecta, 1092 nucleotides long. RefSeq lists its product as hypothetical. Bases 1 to 1092 code for a protein of 363 amino acids. The record is from RefSeq and is a predicted model, not a curated record. The transcript has 3 exons. NCBI's taxonomy places the organism in Eukaryota, Fungi, Ascomycota, Eurotiomycetes, Chaetothyriales, Herpotrichiellaceae. Gene Ontology annotation, molecular function: oxidoreductase activity, acting on NAD(P)H.
AUGGGAUCCCUCGCCAUCGAAACGGCCAGCGGCUUCAUCCCCCCAAAUACCCAGCGCGCCAUCAUCGCCGAGACUGGCGACCACAUCUGCAUCCGCGAGGACACCCCCUUGGCACCGCUCCAAAGCCACGAAUUCCUUGUGCACACCGAAGCCCUGUCUCUCAACCCCAGCGACACCAAGAUGCGGGGCGCCUUCGUGACGCCAGGCGCCAUGCUCGGCGCGGACUACGCGGGCACGGUGGUGGCGCGCGGAGCCGCCGUCACAGCCGUCGAGAUCGGCGACCGCGUGUGCGGCGCCCAGUAUGAGAUGAACGCCAAACGACCCUUCCGUGCCGCAUUCGGGGAGUACAACAUCCCCACCGGCCCGUUCUGGUUGAAGCUGCCUCCCUCUAUCACCACUGAAGGCGGCGCCACGAUGAGUGCGGCUAUUGGAACUGCAGGACUUGCUUUGAAUCGUCUGGGCCUGCCGCUUCCUGAUGCCCCCGUGCCGAAGCCCGCAUAUGUUCUCGUGUACGGCGGCGGGACUGCGACGGCGACGAUUGCCAUUCAGUUGCUCAAACUUAUCAACAUGAUUCCAAUCACGGCAUGCUCGCCCGUGCACAACGACCGGCUGAAAUCUUACGGCGUGGAAGCGACCUUUGACUACCAUGAGCAAGACUGUGCAAACAAGAUUAAAUCCUACACCCGCAACAACCUCCGGUACGCGCUUGACUGCAUCACGACGGUCGAAUCUACGGCCCUGUGCUUCGCGGCCAUCGGGCGAGCGGGUGGUAAAUACGUCUCGCUGGACCCAUUCGAUUCCAGUGUGGCUGCACGCCGCGCCGUCGUCAAGACGGACUGGGUCCUGGGCCCCUGUCUCUUCGGCGAAGGGUGUGUUUGGCCGGCGCCCUACGCACGCCCGCCCAGCGAGCAGGAUCUGGAGUUGGGGGAGCGUUUGUGGGCCAUUGCACAGGGGCUCCUGGACGAAGGACGUUUGGUACAUCACCCGGUCCGGAUACUGAAGGGCGGACUGGAACAGGUGUUGGAGGGCAUGGAGAUGGUCAGGAAAGGGGAGCUUAAGGGGGAAAAGUGUGUUGUGAGGCUCACUCAGUGA